GGCAAGUUGUUUGUGGAGCAGCAGGAGGCAGCGUGCACCGCUCAGGCACGCACAAACACACGAGGAAGCCCCGUGAACGCGCUCGGUCGGGGCUGCUGUUGCUAUGAUGCAAUAGCGACUGCGCCGUGGGAAGCGAGCGAGGAGUUGAAUGAGUUCUCCCCACAGUUGAAGAGAAGCAGCCGCAGACAGUGAGGACGCCGACAGUGCCGAGGGACAGACAGCAGGCACGGAGACACAGGCAGGGCCCUGUCCUAGCACACUACAUGGAAACACACAGUCAGGUGUGUCUGCUAGCCUCGCAGCUAGCCGUGUCAUGACGGUUGGAGAGAUUUCUCACACAUCUGUACGACGUUGCAGCGAGACGGGAGAAGCACCAACACCCCAUUUUCUCUCCUCAGCCGAAACCAAGUGAAGAGGGGUUGUUAUCAUUUUUUUUACCUUUCUGGUGGCAUUGUCCUCCUCACCGGUGACUCAGUGGACCUAUUCGUGCUUCGUACUGGACCAUCAUGGCAGAGAGAACCUCAACCGGGUUGCUAACGAUGAUGUUGGAGCCCACGCCGGCUGUCGCUAUGACCCUGCCGGCGGAGGUCCGGGAGAAGCUGGCGGAGCUGGAGCUGGAGCUUUCUGAAGGGGACAUCACUCAGAAGGGCUAUGAGAAGAAAAGAGGCAAGCUGUUGGCACCGUACAUCCCACAGAUACAAGGUGUAGAUCCAUCUCUGCAAAUUGACAACAGGAUCCAAGCCCAAGCUGUUCUCCCAGGUUCCAAACACAACAAGUCCCGGGUUGCCAACACCCGGGAUGAACGCUUCAGAUCUGAUUUGCACACAGAAGCCGUCCAAGCAGCUUUGGCAAAGUACAAAGAGAGGAAGAUGCCCAUGCCCUCUAAGAGACGAUCCGUGCUAGUUCAAUCAUCUGUUGAGGCAUGCACCCCGCCAGACACCUCCUCAGCGUCAGAAGACGAGGGCUCGCUGCGCCGGCAGGGACGUCUGGCCACCUCCACGCCCUACCAGGGCCACGGCCACCCAGCCGUUGAGCACUGGUUUAACCGUGUCAUCCAGGGUUCGUCCACCUCAUCCUCCGCGUCAUCCACCUCAUCCCAUCCGGGAGGGAGAUCCGUCACCACCACCAACACCACUGCCCACGCAGCCCUCAACGCCAACGCAGCAGCUACCGCACUGGCCGACCUUAUGGCACACACCCAGCUAGAUAACCACUCAGCACCCCCCGAUGUGACAGGGCUGUCGGAGCGCUCCUCGCUUCAUGCGGAGCGGCCCCAGGUGGCCUCGGUGCGAGGCGUUUCCCGUGGCUACAACCACCACACCAGCGUCAUGGAGACUGCAGAUGGCUGUGAGUGGAGAGGUGAAGGAUCCCUCAGUUUAAUGGAUGGUGUUCCAGUCAACAGCCGCGUCUCCUCCAAAAUCCAGCAGCUGCUCAACACUCUGAAGAGACCGAAGCGACCGCCACUGCGAGAGUUCUUUGUGGACGACUUUGAGGAGCUUUUGGAUGUCCAGCAGCCAGAUCCUAACCAGCCAAAGCCAGAAGGCCAGCAGAUGAGUCCCCUGGAAGGAGAGCCUCUCGGGGUGGUCACCAACUGGCCUCCCUCCUUGCCAGCAGCCUUACAGCGGUGGGGGACGACUCAGCCCAAGAGUCCCUGUCUGACGGCACUUGACAAUGCUGGCAAGCCAGUCUACACACUCACUUAUGGUAAACUGUGGACCCGCAGUCAGAAACUGGCCUAUACUCUUCUUAACAAGCUGAGCACCAGGAAUGAGCCUUUGCUUAUGCCUGGAGACAGAGUUGCACUUGUUUUCCCCAACAACGAUCCAGUGAUGUUCAUGGUGGCCUUCUACGGCUGUCUCCUGGCAGAGCUGGUACCUGUGCCUAUCGAAGUACCGCUGACCAGAAAGGAUGCAGGAAGUCAACAGAUUGGCUUUCUGUUGGGCAGCUGUGGUGUCACGUUGGCACUGACCACUGAUGCUUGUCAGAAAGGCCUGCCCAAAGCACAAACUGGGGAGGUAGCCACUUUCAAAGGCUGGCCGCGGUUGCUGUGGUUUGUGACAGAUGGAAAACAUGUUGUGAAGCCUCCGAAAGAUUGGCAUCCUCCAAUACGUGAAGCCAGUAAUGACAUAGCCUACAUAGAAUAUAAAACCAGCAAGGAAGGAAGCACCAUGGGGAUCACAGUGUCCCAUUCAGCCAUGUUGGCUCACUGUCACGCCCUCACACAGGCCUGCUGCUACACUGAAGCUGAAACCAUAACCAAUGUCCUGGAUUUCAAGAGGGAAGCAGGAUUAUGGCAUGGUGUUCUCACUAGUGUCAUGAACAGGAUGCACGUGAUCAGCAUCCCAUACUCACUGAUGAAAGUCAACCCCCUCUCCUGGAUACAGAAGGUUCACACAUACAAAGCGCGGGUAGCAGUGGUGAAAUCGAGGGACAUGCACUGGUCUCUGCUGGCUCAGAGAGACCAGAGAGACAUCAGCCUGAGCUCACUGCGCAUGCUGAUUGUAGCCGACGGAGCCAACCCAUGGUCGAUAUCUUCCUGCGAUGCCUUCCUCAAUGUGUUCCAGGCACGUGGGCUGCGACCUGAGGUGAUCUGUCCAUGUGCCAGCUCUUCGGAGGCCAUGACUGUCGCCAUCCGCAGACCUCCAGAAAUGGGUGUUCCUCCCCCAGGGAAGGCGGUGCUGUCUAUGGGUGGGCUGAGCCACAGUGUGAUCCGUGUUGACACAGAGGAGAAACUAUCUGUCCUUACAGUGCAGGAUGUGGGACAGGUCAUGCCUGGAGCUGUGGUUUGUGUGGUGCGGGUGGAGGGGACACCUUAUCUCUGUCAGACAGAUGAGGUCGGAGAGAUCUGCAUGAGCUCAGGUAGCACUGGUGUAGCUUACUAUGGCCUCCCGGGCAUGACCAAGAACAUCUUUGAGACCAUCCCAGUAACAUCAUCUGGGGUUCCCAUCAGUGACAGACCCUUCAGCAGGACUUCACUGCUGGGCUUUGUGGGACCAGACAGCCUUGUGUUUGUUGUGGGGAAGAUGGAUGGGCUGAUGGUGGUCAGUGGACGGAGGCACAAUGCCGAUGACGUAGUUGCCACAGCAUUGGCAGUCGAACCCAUGAAGUUUGUGUACAGGGGGAGGAUAGCAGUGUUUUCUGUGUCAGUGCUGCAUGACGAGAGGAUUGUUGUUGUGGCAGAGCAGAGGCCGGAUGCUUCUGAGGAAGACAGCUUCCAAUGGAUGAGCCGUGUCCUUCAGGCCAUAGACAGCAUCCACCAGGUUGGGGUUUACUGCCUGGCUCUGGUUCCUGCCAACACGCUUCCAAAGGCUCCUCUCGGUGGCAUCCAUAUAUCUGAGACCAAACAGCGCUUCCUGGAGGGUGCCUUGCACCCCUGCAAUGUCCUCAUGUGCCCUCACACUUGUGUCACCAACCUGCCCAAGCCAAGACAAAAACAGCCAGAGGUCGGUCCUGCUUCUAUGAUAGUAGGCAACCUGGUAGCAGGCAAGAGGAUAGCACAAGCCUGUGGGAGAGACGUGGCACAACUGGAGGACAAUGACCAGGCACGUAAGUUCCUUUACAUACAGGACGUGCUACAAUGGAGAGCUCAGGCUACUCCAGACCAUCCUCUGUUCAUUGUUCUCAAUGCUAAGGGCACGGUGGCUAGUACAGCUUCCUGUCUGCAGCUGCACAAGCGGGCAGAGCGGGUGGCCGCAGCUUUGAUGGGACGCCUAAACACUGGAGACCAUGUAGCACUCGUCUACCCGCCAGGAAUUGACCUGAUUGCCACCUUCUACGGCUGCCUGUACGCUGGCUGUGUGCCAGUCACUGUCAGACCCCCACACCCCCAGAACCUGGCCACCACCCUGCCAACUGUCAAGAUGAUUGUUGAGGUCAGUAAGUCGGUGUGUAUCCUGACCACCCAAGCAAUAAUGAAGCUGCUGAAAUCCAAAGAAGCUGCUGCUGCUGUGGACAUUAAGAGCUGGCCCAUGGUGCUAGACACAGAUGACCUCCCCAGGAAGAAGAGUCCCCAGAUGUACAAGCCCCCAACCCCAGAGAUGUUAGCUUACCUGGACUUCAGUGUGUCUACAACAGGCAUCCUAGCGGGGGUCAAAAUGUCUCACGCUGCCACCAGUGCCUUGUGUCGCUCCAUCAAACUCCAGUGUGAACUCUACCCUUCCCGGCAGAUCGCCAUCUGUCUGGACCCUUACUGCGGCCUCGGCUUUGCUCUCUGGUGCCUGUGCAGUGUCUACUCAGGCCACCAGUCCAUCCUGGUUCCCCCUCUGGAGCUGGAGAGUAAUGCGUCUCUCUGGCUUGCUGCCGUCAGUCAGUACAAAGUGCGAGUCACCUUCUGCUCGUAUUCAGUCAUGGAGAUGUGCACCAAGGGCCUGGGUUCACAGACAGAAGCACUGCGGUUGCGAAAUGUGAACCUGUCUUGUGUGCGUACGUGCAUGGUGGUAGCAGAGGAGAGGCCCCGCAUAGCACUUACUCAGUCCUUCUCAAAGAUCUUCAAAGACUUGGGGCUUUCUCCACGCGCUGUCAGCACCACCUUUGGCUGCAGGGUGAAUGUAGCGAUCUGUUUGCAGCCCAACAGGUUAGGGAAACUGGCUGAGCAGGGUACAGCUGGACCAGACCCCACCACUGUUUACGUGGACAUGAGAGCUCUACGACAUGAUAGGGUUCGCCUGGUUGAGAGAGGGUCACCACACAGCUUGCCACUGAUGGAGUCUGGAAAGAUCCUUCCAGGAGUGAAAGUGAUCAUUGCAAACACAGAGACUAAAGGACCCCUGGGAGACUCCCAUCUAGGAGAGAUCUGGGUGAGCAGUCCUCACAAUGCCACAGGCUACUACACAGUUUAUGGGGAGGAGGCGCUGCACGCUGACCACUUCAACACCAAGCUCAGCUUCGGCGACACCCAGACUGUCUGGGCAAGGACGGGCUACCUGGGCUUCCUGCGGCGCACUGAACUGACUGACGCCAGUGGGGAGCGCCAUGACGCCCUCUAUGUGGUGGGCUCCCUUGAUGAGACUCUGGAGCUGAGGGGAAUGAGGUAUCACCCAAUUGACAUUGAGACCUCUGUUAUCCGCUCUCAUAAGAGCAUAGCUGAAUGUGCGGUGUUCACUUGGACCAACCUCCUCGUGGUGGUUGUGGAGCUGGAGGGAUCGGAGCAGGAGGCCCUGGAUCUGGUUGCCCUGGUCACCAACGUAGUCCUGGAGGAGCACUACCUCAUCGUAGGGGUGGUGGUGGUGGUCGACCCUGGCGUCAUCCCCAUCAACUCCCGAGGGGAGAAGCAACGCAUGCACCUCAGAGAUGGAUUCCUUGCCGACCAGCUGGACCCCAUAUAUGUGGCUUACAACAUGUGAGGACCCUGCUGCAGGAGGGGUACCCCUCCUUGUGGCUCAUCACAUUUCAGGAGACGGCAGGACAAUAAAUAUGGAGCUUGGAACGGUCUUGGGCCCCGUGUCAGUAUGGCUUGUGUUGAAAGAGAGCGAGCUGCCCUCUUCUGUCAGCUCAGAGGGGAAACACAGUAUGAAAGAAAUGUGGAUACGGAACUUUACAGCAAGAUGGAAAGAAAUUCCAAGAGAUAUAAAACUGACACAAACCUCAUGUUUGUUUCUCCCUGUGAUUUUUGCCUCAACAAAUAACAUUUUAAAGGGCAUUUUGUUUUUGUCAAAGUGAGUUUUGUAUGUAUGAGAGAACUUUUGACUCCUUAAACCCAGGACACCCGAUAGCAGUACAGCAGGUGGUUAAGGUUUAAUACUACACUGUGCCAUUAACAUAAUUUACUUUGUCAGUUUCCAAAAUAUUGAAUGUUAGCUCUGUUUGCCAUACACUUGUGCCAUAGAACAGGACUGACCCCAGUACCCAAAACCCUGUUUCAAACAAGCUGUAACAUGUUUCACGUUCACAGAGCCUCCUGUGCCAUUACAGGUCAUGUGCUUUCAUAGAAAAAUCCUACCCCACAAGCGUCAUCAUUACAUCUGUGGAGGGCAGCUCUCCAGAUUACGGUUGAACCCUGAAGUGAACCAGCUCAGUUCACAUCAUGUUAUUGCAUGAACAAAGAAGCACACAGCAGUGGUGUUGGAGAAAGGGGCAGUUAGUGUUAUUUGUUGCUCAUUCCAGCGGUAGUGCUUUAGUUUGUAGUGUCAGUAACCAAACGCUUAGAAAUAAUGUUGUGGUUUGACUAAAUCUUGUUCUUUUCUCAAUCUUAAAUGUGUAAUGUAGUUAUUGUUUUAUCUGAACAAAAUGCAAUAUGAGUGAUGUGAAAGAUGUUGCUUUGAAUGACUGCACACAGCAAGUACCAGUCAUUCAAAGUCAUGAUGUAGUGAGGAACGUAAUCGUUGCUUACUAUUAGCAGCGUGCCAAAUGAUAUGAAUUAAGCCUUAAGUGUUUUUCAGACGCCUCUUCCUGUCCCAGCUACUGUUUAACUUAAUUUUGUGAAGUUUAUGAGCUGUUGGAUAGGAAAAGAAUAUGCAGAAGGAGGAUAUGUAUGGUAAAUCCUGCUCUUAUUGCACCCAAAGUUUCAUCUUUUUGGCUAAGAUGAACAUACUUGAUCCUAACAUCAGCCAUUACAAAGACACACUUACUCCAUAAGUAUUUUUAAUAAUGUCUGUCCCUAUCGUCGAUUGUGUUGAAUGCGUGUUUUAUAGCGAAAGACUGGAAGAAACUGUAGUUGGUAUGGGUUUGAUGCAGAAUGUCAUAGCCUCAUUUCAUAAGGAUACAUAAGGUUGAAUGAGAGUUGAAGAAAGUUGUGAGCUGCAUGUAAUGAAUGAAGUGUUGUGACAUCAUAACAUCGCAUCUCAUUACUUUUAAUUUGAAAAGAUCACUUCACUGUAUGUUGCUUCUUUUUUCUAUGUGCACAUCCCUUCAGAAACAGGCUCCAGCCUGCUGUAAGUAUGUACAGGUUUUGUGUAAAUUAUUAAUAGAUGGAGGAGUCGACAGGAAGCAUAAUACUAUGACCGAAUCUGAUAUGUGCGUAUGUGAACUUCUCCUUCACAAAAAAAAAGAAAUUAAAAUGGAUUCUCAUGUGUGGACAUUGAGAAGAGACAUGAAAAGCCUUGGAAACAUUUUUAUAGAGAGAAAGAACAGUGGGAACUGACCACUACCAGGAUGAGACAAAGCACACUUUGAGCACAAGGAGAAGACAGUUAUGCUCUGGUGACUGCUGAGAUGUCACAUCCUCCUGAGCAAACUUUUGUUGUUAACAUAUGGAAAGAUACAUUUGUCUGAUAUAUGGUUAGUUGUCAUUAUUUUCAUAACAUGAUUUCUUAAUGAAUAAAAAAGUGCUUUUAACUUGAAA
Messenger RNA from Seriola aureovittata, 7279 nucleotides. It is a transcript of the gene dip2a, whose product is annotated as disco-interacting protein 2 homolog A. Lineage: Eukaryota; Metazoa; Chordata; Actinopteri; Carangiformes; Carangidae. The record is from RefSeq and is a predicted model, not a curated record. Gene Ontology annotation, cellular component: cell surface. The transcript has 40 exons. Bases 507 to 5342 code for a protein of 1611 amino acids.